AUGGAGGGCGAGGAGGACGGGGCGGGGCGGGUCCGGGAGCUGCAGGAGCAGAGGAUGUCCGUCCAGAAGAAGACCUUCACCAAGUGGAUGAACAGCGUCUUCUCCAAGAACGGGGAGCCCGUGGAGCUGACGGACGUCUACACGGAGCUGAAGGCCGGAGAACAUCUGAUCCGUCUGCUGGAGCUGAUCUCCAGAGAGAAGCUGCCUGCGCCCAGCCGGAGAACCCUGAGGGUCCACUGCCUGGAGAACAACGGCAUCGCCAUCAACUUCCUCAAGACCAAGAUUCGGGUGGAUCUGAUUGGUCCAGAGAAUGUGGUGGACGGGGACCGGACGCUGAUCCUGGGUCUGCUGUGGAUCAUCAUCCUCAGGUUCCAGAUCGGACCCAUCAACCUGGAAGAGCCGGGAGGUGGCAGUGUCGCUCACCGCUCGGCGAAGGAGGCUCUGCUGAUCUGGUGCCAGAGGAAAACUUCUGGCUACGAUGGAGUCGAUGUGAAGGACUUCUCGUCCAGCUGGAGGGACGGACUGGCCUUCAACGCCCUCAUCCAUGCCCACCGGCCGGACCUGUUCGACUAUCGCCGUCUGCGAGGGGGCGACCCCGGCCCGAACCUGGAGCACGCCUUCUCUCUGGCCGAGCGGCAGUUUGGGAUCAUGCAGCUGCUGGAGGUGGAGGACAUGGUGGUCCCUCAUCCAGACGAGAAGUCCAUCAUGACCUACGUGUCCCUGUACUACCACUACUUCUCCAAGAUGAAGCAGGGACAGACCAUCCAGAAGAGACUCGCUAAGAUUGUCGGGAUGUUGAUGGAGCUGGAUGACAUGAAGGUGCGCUACGAGAGGAUGGUCUCACAUCUGCUGCACUGGAUCCAAACCAAGGUGGUCCAGCUGAAUGACCGACGGUUCCCUAACUCUCUGAAGGAGAUGCAGGUGCUGGUGGCGGCUUUCAAGACCUACAGGACCGUGGAGAAACCUCCCAAGUACCAGGAACGUGGGGCCAUGGAGGCUCAUCUCUUCAGUCUGAAGACACAGCUGGCCGCCAACAACCAGCGGUCCUAUAAUCCUCCAGAGGGUAAAACACUGCGUGACAUCGAGAAGAGCUGGGUUCUGUUGGAGAGAGCUGAACACGAGCGAGAAGGUGCCCUGCAGGGGGCGCUGCUCCGUCUGGAGAACCUGGAGCAGCUCGCCCAGAAGUUUGGGAGGAAGGCGGCUCUGAGAGAGGGCUACCUGGAGGACACGGUGCGGCUCAUCCGGAGGCAGGAGGUCCGAGCUCUCUCCACCCUGGAGGAGGUGCAGGCCGCCGGCCGGCGUCUGGAGGCCCUCGCCACCGACGCUCUGGCCAGAGAGCCACGCUUCACCGCCCUGAGAGACAUGGCCAAGACCAUCGAGAGAGGAAACUACCACAGCAAGGAGCAGAUCAUCAGGCGGGAGGAGAGCAUUCGUACCCGAUGGACGGACCUGUUGCAGCAGCUGCAGGAGCACAGGGGGCUGCUGGGUAAUGUAGUUGAAACCCUCAGCUGCCUCCGAGACAUCGAACUGGUCUCCCAGGAGUUGAAAGAACUCCAGUCCCAGGCCAGUUCCUCGGACCUGGGGAAGCAGCUGACGGAGGUGGAGUCUCUCCUCCAGAGGCAGGAUCUCCUAGAAGCUCAGAUCUCGGCUCAUGGUGAAACCAUCGCUGCCAUCAGCAGCAGAGCUCUGGGGAAGGUGAGCGACGGUCAGCAGAUUCAAGGCAGAGUGAGAGCUCUCGACUCUCAGUACAAAUCUCUGGUGUCGCUCAGCAGCAACAGGAGGAAACAGCUGGAGGCUCAGCUGAGGUUGUUUGAGUUCUUCCAUGACUGCGAGGAGCUGGAGGCCUGGCUGUGGGAGCGCUGGUUGAGACUUCAGACGGCCGGACUGGGACGGGACCUCAGCCACAUCCAGCUGGCUCAACACAAUCACAAGGUGCUGGAGGCGGAGCUCCAGGCCCAGGAGUCUCUGUACCAGGGAGUUCUGGGUCGAGGUCAGGAUCAGAUGUCCAAACAGAGCCGGGUCGACCAGCGAGCCGUGCAGAAGUGGAUCAGGACUCUGAAGAGGAGGUGGAGCCUCCUGAGCGAGGAGGUGACGGGACGCCGCGACAGGCUGCAGGCCGCCGCCUCCAUCAAACAGUACUUUGCCGACGUGGAGGAGGCCUCCUCGUGGCUGGGAGACAGGAAACCGCUGCUGACCAGCGGAGACCAAGGGAAGGACGAGUCGAGCACGGCGGCUCUGCUGCAGCGCCACCUGCGGCUGGAGAAGGAGAUGGCGGCCUACGCCUCCGAGAUGAAGAGGCUGUCAGAGCAGGCGAUGAGCGCGGCUCAGCUGACAGCUCUGACUGCGGAGCCUCAGCAGAGUAAGAUGAUGGAAUACAGUGAAUCAUCUGAAGAGGAGGAGGAGCCAGGAGCCGCUGCCUCAUCACCGAGCCUGAAGGGGGGGAGGAGCCACGCCCUGCAGAGUGAGGAGAGCAAGGCCAAGGUCUGCUUCAGAUACAGCAGAGGCCAGUUUCCAUGGGAUCGUAAUGAGGUUGUAAUGGUGGUCAGCACUGAGCCGGAUGGAGACCGAGUUCUCGCCAGAGACACCAGAGGAAACCAGCAGCUCAUCCCCAGGACCUACCUCAGCCUGCUGUCAGCCACAGCUCCACCCCCCACGCCCGUCGGCACCAAUGGCGUCGCAGUGAGCCCGGGCAGGAAGACGAGUCGCCCCAGAAGAAACCGCUCCACGCGUCGCACCACGACGGAGAUCCAGACCUCAUGGCUUCCAGACCCACAGUACCAGAGAGACUCUGUGGACAGCACACAGACUCGACUGGACCAGGACUACAAGUCCCUCUACAGCCUGCUCCAGGCGAAGACGAGGAGUCUGGAGGAGACGCUGCGUCUGCAUCGAUUCUACAACAGCUGCCAGGAGUUUGAGUCGUGGAUGGAGGACAAGGAGAACAUCCUGAACACCUUCAGCACCGACUCAGACAACCUGGGGGUCGUGCAGGCCAAAUAUGAGAACUUCCUGACUGAGUUGAUGAGUGGGCGUGGCCAGUUGGAUGACAUCAUCAGAAUGGCCGAGGAGCUGGUGAAGAGUGGACACAGUAAACAGAGAGAGAUCCAGACCAGGCAGAGGAGCGUUUCCAACAGGUGGGAUCGGAUCCAACAGCUGAAGGAUGAGAAGGGACACGAGCUGCUGAGCACGGCAGAUGUCCAGUCCUUCCUGCAGAGCUGUGAAGAGGCUAAAGCUCUGCUGCAGGAUCAGCUGACCCGGCUGGACGUGGUGGACGUGGGCUGCAGCUCCUUCACGCUGUCGGCCGAGGAGAAGAACCAGGCUCAGGCGCUCAGAGACAUCCAGACCCUGGAGGCCAAGAUCUCCUACCUGAAGAGCGUCGCAAAGAUGAAGCAGGACUGCAGUCCAGCAGAGAGCGCAGCCAUCAUGGAGGAGGUUCGGCGUCUGGAGGCUCUGCUCAAACAGGUGAAGCAUCAGGCUGCAGACCGACAGCGCCACCUAGAGGAGGCCCGCCGGCUGCAGGGCUUCCAGCAGCAGGCCAAGGAGCUGCAGCGCUGGGCCGGCUCCGUGCAGGAGCGCCUCCUGCAGGAGGAGGCAGCUGCUGACGUGGCCUCGGCCGUUGCUCUGCUGGAACAAAACUGGGAGCUGCAGCUGGAGAUGGAGGAGCAGAGGAGCAGGCUGAUGGAGACGGAGAAGUUGGGGAGAUCUCUUCUUCAGAGCUCUUCAAUGAGGAAGACGAGUAGUGUUGACAUCCAGCAAACCCUGGACAGUCUCGCUGCUGAUUGGUCCAAACUGGACAGGUUGUGGACCAGUAGGAACGAGCUCUUGAAGCAGGGGGUGGAGUUCCAGAGGCUGAACCAGGAGGGAGACCGGAUUGAGGCGGCGUUGUCCGGACAUGAAGCCCGGCUCAGGGUCAAAGACGUCGGGGACUCGGUGGACAGUGUCCACAGCCUGCUGGGCCGACAGGAGGAGAUGGAAGGUCUCCUGAAGGCUUUGGACCAACGCAUCGAUCACUUCAGUGAGCGCAGCCUGGAGCUCAUCAACCGAGGACACUACGCUGCUGAACACAUCAAGGAGAGGAGCAGGAGCAUCCAACGGGCCAAUAGGAGGCUGAAGGACGGCAGCAGGCAGAGGAGGAGUCUGCUGCUUGCCUCCAACAAGUACCAGAAGUUCCAGAGGGACGCUGACGAGCUGCUGCUCUGGAUGGAGGAGAAGUUCAAGGUGGCCGAGGACGAGUCGUACCGAGACCCCACCAACGUCCUCCGGAAGCUGAAGAGACACGAGGCCGCUGAGAAGGAGAUGCAAGUUAAUCAGGUCUGGCUGGACAAACUGGUUCAGCUGGGAGAGGAGAUGCUUGCUGAAGAGCACUACAACAGUCAGAGCAUCAGCAGAAAGAUGACUCAGCAUAGCAGCCUCUGGAGGAGACUGCAGGACAAGAUGGAGGACAGAGGGGACAAACUGAGACAGGCAGGACAGCAGGAGCAGCUGAUGGAGCUGCUUCAGGAUGCCAAACUGAAGAUAGAAGCCAUCCAGUGGAUGCUGCACAACGCUGCCACAGGUCACGACCUGCGCUCCAGUCGACAGCUGCUGAAGGAGCAUCAGCAGCUGGAGCAGGAGGCCAAGGAGCUGGCAGACAAGAUCAACUCCAUCGUCAGUCGAGCCAAACAUCUCGCCACCAAACACUUUGACUCCCACAGGAUCCUCCAGGAGACCGACACCUACCUCACUCUGUUCAAAUCUCUCCAGAAGCCUCUGGACCGGCGCCGAGCGCAGCUGGAGGCCUCGGUGCUUCUGUUCGGCUUCUAUCACGAUGUGGAUCUGGAGCUCAGCUGGAUCUCUGAACACCUUCCUGCCUCCGGCUCCACAGGAUACGACAGGUCCCUGGCUGGAGCCGUCAGCCUCAUGCAGAAACACAAGGAGCUACAGGCUGAAGUGAAGGCUCAUCAGAAGCACCUGAACCAGGUCCUGGAGAAAGGCCGGGGUCUGGCCAAAACCAGCAGAUCACCCGGAGAGGAGGUGCUCCAGAGGUGCUGCCACCUGAGUGCUGAGUGGGAGGAGCUAGAGGAGGCCUGCAGCCGACGAGCAGCUCACCUGAGCAGAGCUGUCUCCAGAGAACAGCUGCUGUUUGACUGCUCCGAGCUGGAGUCCAGGCUCACGGAGACAAUCAACCUGGUGAACACCGAGGACUACGGCAAAGACCAUCUGGCCACCGGGAGCCUCCUCACCAAACAUCAGGUGUUGGAGGGCCAGCUGGAGGUGCUGGAGGUGGAGGUGGAGGAGCUGGGGGACCAGGUGGAGCAGGCAGUUCAGAGCUGGAGUCUGGAGGAGCUCCGCAGACCCUACAGCCACCUGAGCAGCCUGAACCAGCAGCUGCAGCACCAGGCGGCUCUCAGGGGUCAGAGGUUAAAGGAAGUCCUCCAGCUCCAUGAGUUCAGACAAGAAACUUCAGAUCUGGAUGAAUGGAUGAACCAGCAGAGACAGACGGCUGAGUCUCAGGACCUGGGCAAAGACUAUCAGCAUGUUCAGUUGCUUCGUGGGAAGUUUGACGGCUUCCUGAAGCAGCUGGAGGUCGGGGGGGAGCGACUGCAGAGCUGCAGCGACGCAGCCGCUCGGCUCAUCCAGAGCAAACAUCCACAGAGCGCUGACCUCAGAGCAGCUCUGCAGCAGCUCGGUGCAUGCUGGGAGGAUCUGAAGGCUGCGGCCAGAGGGCGUCAGGAUCAGCUGCAGAGAGCUGAGGGAUGUCACCACUUCUACCAGGACCUGACCGACGCCCUGAUGCUCAUCCAGGAACGACAGAAAAGCAUCCCUGACGAUGUGGCAAAGGAUUUCCAAGGAGUGAUGUCACAGCUGAGGAAACACGAGGCCCUGCUGCACGAGUUGGCCGCCACAGAGCAACAGUUGCAGGAGCAGCUGGAUGCUGUGGACACCGUCCUGGACCUGUGCACGCCUCAGUUGAAGCUCCGCCUACAGAAGGUGCAGCAGGAAGUGGUUGAGCGGUGGGAGGAGUUAAGACUCAACGCCGAGCAGAGGGAGGAGGAGCUGAAAGUAGCGUGUCAGCGAUACCUGUUCCUCAACACGGCGCAGGACUACCUCCUGUGGUGCAGCCAGCUGAUUGGUGCGAUGGCCGCCGAGGAGAGCAUCAGCGAUGUGGCCACUGCCGACCUGCAGCUCGCUCAGCACCAGCAGCUGUGGAACGAGAGGGAGGCCAGACAGGAGACCUACCAGCAGACCCUGGACAUGGGAGAAGAGCUGCUGACACAGGACCACAGCAACAGGAAGGAGGUGUUGGAGAAGCUCGAUGCUGUGCAGGCAGAGCGAGGUAAACUGGAGGAUCAGUGGAACAAGAAAAAGAUCUGGUUGGAAAGUGUUUACCUGGAGCAGGUGUUCUACAGAGACCUGGACAGCAUGGACAAGACGUCCAGCUCUCAGGAGAUCCUGUUGAAGAACAGCACUCUGGGAAACACGGUGGAUGAGACGGAGGGUUUGAUGAAGCGUCAUGAAGCCUUUGAGAAGCUGCUGGGGUCUCAGGAGGACAAGCUGUUCUCGCUGAAGGAGCUGGCUGAGCAGCUGAAGAAGCAGCUGAGCAGAGAGAAGAGUGGGCGGGUCCAAACCAAACUCCGAGCCCUCCUCCAGAGACGGGAUAGGAUCAAGGAGCUGUCCAUCAAACGCCGGGAGGAGCUGGAGCUCUCCAGGAUGCUGUGUAUCUACAGCCGAGAUGCUGCAGAGGCCGAGGAGUGGGUGUCUGAGCGGAUGCAGAAGAUGGCGGAGGACGGUAAAGCCGACAUGACCAAUCUGAAGACCAAGAUGAAGCUCCUCCAGAAGCACCAGGUGUUUGAGGCUGAGAUCCUGGCUCACAGCAAGAUCAUCAGCUCCGUGCUGCUGGCCGGGGAGGAGCUGGUCUCCCUUCAUCGCUCAAGGGCCAAGGAGGUGAAGAGGAGCACAGCCGCCCUGCAGCUCCACUGGGAGGACCUGAAGACGGCCAUGGCCGACAGAGGGAAAGCUCUGGAAGAUAAGAGAGACUUCCUCGAGUUCCUGCAGAAGGUCGAGGAGGUGGAGGCCUGGAUCAGACAGAAGGAGGUGAUGGUUAAUGUGGGAGAUGUUGGGAAGGAUUACGAACACGGGCUUCAACUGCUGAAGAGACUGGGAGAGUUCAGAGGAGCCAGAGAGGGGGAAUCAACGGUGGACGACGCCCACAUCACAGCCAUCGACCGCCUGGCCGCCCGACUGGAGAAGAGACAGAGCGCCGAGGAGCUGCUGACCGUCAGGCAGCGCAGACAGCAGCUCAACGACCGGUGGAGCAAGUUUCACGGCGAUCUCAGCACUUACAAGAGGAAGCUGGAGGGGGCGCUGGUGAUCCACGCCCUCAUCAGAGAACUGGAGGAGGUCAGGGACCGAGCCAAUGAGAAGAUGCUGCUGCUGCACGGUCAGGACUGUGGUCUGGAUGUGGAGAGCGUCGAGAACCUGAUCCAACGUCAUGAGAAAACCGAGAGAGAGGCAGGGGUCAUCCAGGAGAGGUCAAAGGCUCUGGAGAAGGAGACGUCCCAUCACCUGAGGGCUCCGUCAGUGAUGAGCGACCAUCUGAGGAGCAAACAGAAGGAGGUGCAGAAGGCUCUGAAGACUCUGGACAAAGAAGUCAAACACUGGAAGGACAAGCUGCAGGAAGCUCACCAGCUGCAGCUGUUCAAAGCCAACCAGCGCCUCCUGCUGGAGUGGAGCAUCAAGCAGAGCAAGGAGAUGGCAGAGAAAGGUCUCCCCAAGACCAGAGCCGAGGCCGAUCGGCUCAUCGUGGAGCACCAAGACUGGAAGACAGAGAUCAACGCCCGUGCCGACCGCAUCGCCUCUGUACGGGACUUCGGUCUGGGUCUGAUCCGGUCUGGCCACGGAUCACAAGCUGAGCUCCAGAAGAACCUGAACCAGCUGGAGGAAGCCAGAGCUGGACUGGACGCAGCCUGGCUGAGGCGUAGCACGACGCUGGAGCAGGCUCGGACCCUGAAGGUCUUCCUGUCCUCUGUGGAACAGUGUGAGAGUUGGCUCAGCAGUAAGGAAACCUUCUUGUCCAAUCAGAACCUCGGGGGCUCGGUGGUGGAGGUGGAGACGCUGCAGAGGAACCACACUCAGUUUGAGGAGGCUCUGGAGGCUCAGGUGGACCAGUUGGACCAGGUGGACAAACUGGCCCAGAACAUGAUCCAAGAGAAGCACUACGACUCCGACAACAUCAGAGCCAAGAGCAAAGCACUGGCUGUCAGGCGGAGUCAGUUGCAGCAGCAGAGCAGAUCUCGUCACAAAGCUCUGGAUGGAUCACUGCAGCUGCAGCUGUUCUUAUCCAGCAGCUACCAGGUGUGUGUGUGGCUGAGCGAGCGUAACGCUGUGGCCUCAGAUGAGAACUGGAGGGAACCAACCAACCUUCAGGCCAAACUGCUGAAGCAUCAGAGCUUCGAGGCCGAGAUCCUCGGGAACCGCUACAGAGUGGAGACACUCAGCAAGGAAGGAGAGAAGCUGCUGACUGACUCCAGGUCAGCUGAGGUGAAGGUUGGGCCUCGACUCAGAGAGCUGACGGACGGCUGGGACGCCCUGAUCCACAACUGCAAGGAGAAGAAGACCAGACUGCAGGAGGCCUACCAGGCACUGCAGUUCCAGCGCUCCCUGGAGGACGUGGAGCAGAGCGUGGGCUCCGUGGAGAAGGACGUGUCCCAUGAGGACUGUGGCAGCGACCUGCCGUCGGUCAGCCGGCUGCUGAAGGUCCUGCAGGGGCUGGAGGAGGAGGUGGACGGACUCAGAGACAGAAUCCAGGGCCUGGUGGAGACGGCGAAGACCUUCUCCUCUCAGGGGAACUUCCUGGCUGAGGAGAUCCAGACCAGAGUGACUCACACCAUCAACAGGUAUAAUGGUCUGUCGGAGCCCCUGCAGCGGCGCAGGGAAACCCUGGAGGCCUGGCAGGUUCUGUUCCAGUUCUCCAGAGACCAGGAGGAGGAGGUGGCCUGGCUGAACCUCAAGCUGCCCUCGGUCACCACCAGGGAGUGGGGGGGCUCCCCGAGCAGCACCCAGCAGCUGCUCCACAAGCACCAGGCUGUGAUGCAGGAAAUCUCCAGCCGCGCCCCAUUGGUCAAGGCAGUUCAGGAGGCGGGACAUAGUUUGGUCAGAGGUCGUCACUUUGCGUCUCACGAUAUCCGGGAGCGACUGGAGGAGCUGAGGAGUCUCCACGAGGAGCUGCUGAGGGAGGUGGAGAAAAAGGAGAAACUCCUGCAGGAGGCGCUCAGCAUCCAGAACUUCCUCUGCGAGGUGUCGGAGCUGGAGCUGUGGUUGGAGGAGCAGCGGGUGGGUUUGGAGUCAGGGGAGUGUGGGAGGAGCAAGGAGGCGACGGAGGCUCUGCUGAGGAGGCUGGACUCUGUGGACGUGGAGCUGGAGAACCAGAGGAGGACGGUGGAGAAGCUGCAGGAGACUGGAGCGUCCCUCCAGCACCUGGGACAUCCCAACAGCCACCUGGUCACUGACUCCCUCCCGCUGGUUCUCGAGCACUUUGAAACGAUCCUGCGACUUUCCACCGCUCGCCGUGUCGCUCUGGAGGAUCAGCUCCGACUCUAUGUGUUUGAGCGGGAGGCCAAAGAACUGGAAACAUGGCUGACCUCCAAGAAGAAUGGUGCCGAGUCGGAGGACUGUGGUCAGGAUCUGGAAGAUGUCGAGGUUCUUCAGAAGAAGCUGGAGGUCCUGGUCUCGGAGGUGUCUGGUCUGGGUCGGAGCAGGCUGACCUCAGUGCAGCAGCUUGGCCGGGGGCUGCCGCAGGACGGGCCGGCCCGCAGGAGAGACGACGCUCUGAGCGAACUGUGGGACGCCCUCAGCAGCAGCAUCAGGACCCGGGAGCAGAGUCUGCAGUCAGCGAGGGAGGUCCAUCAGUUUAAUCACGAUGUGGACGAGCUGAAGGGCUGGAUGGCUGAAAAGGAGCUGGUGCUGGACACAGAGGACCAGGACCAGGACCUGCAGUCCAUCCAGACUCUGCUCCGACAGCACCAGGCUCUGGAGAGAGACCUGGAGCUGAUCUCAGAGGAGCUGAGCAGGAGCAGGGAGGAGGGCCGAGCUCUGAGCAGACGACAGCCUCCUUCCAAACCCUGUGUCACCAAGAGGCUUCAGGAGCUGGAGGUCUGCUGGACCCGCGUCCAGGACAAGGCCUCCCAGCGCAGCUCCAGGCUGGGCCAGGCCGAAGACGUGCACAGAUACUUCUCUCUCUGGACUGAGCUCAUGGCGUGGCUGAGGGAGAUGCUGUCUCUGGUGAGAGGGGAGGUGCAGGGAGGCGACUUGGAGCAGCUCCUUCAAAAGCACAACGAGUACCGGGUCCAGAUCGACCGGCAGCUCAGCAGGUCCCAGGCUGUGAAGGACGAAGGGAGGAGACUGAUCGAGGACGGAAGCUUCAUGUCCCAGCAGGUGGAGGAGCGUGUCUACGAGCUGGAGGAGCUGGAGAAGGAGGUGCAGCAGGUGUGGGAGGAAACCAAGCUGCUGUACGAGGAGGAGCUGGAGAUCUCUCUCCUGCAGAAGGAGCUGGAGCAGGCCGACCGCUGGCUGAGCUCCUAUGAAGACACCCUGACGGCCGAGGACUACGGGGACUCAGUGUCUGAUGUCAUGGAGCUCCUGAAGAGGCAGGAGGACCUGGAGGCCAUGAUCCUGGCCCAGAGCGACCGCUUCCUCACACUACAGAAGAAGAAAACACAACGGGAGAAGAGACUGGGUCUUCAUGGAAAGGAGGACAAGGACCUUCAGGACAGGAGACCUCCUGCCAGAGUCUCCUCACUGAGGAGGAGGCCAUCAGAUCCAAAGACCCAGCAGCUCUUAUCCUCCAGAGACAUCUUUCCCAGAGUCAGCAGCGGUAGAGGGACAGACAGAAGACCCACACCUUCCACCCUGGACAGGAAAACAGAUAGUCCCUCUGCCAGUCCCCCCCCGAGCCCGUCCCUGCACCCUGAACCAGUCGGUAGGAGACGAGUCAUCACAGACGUGAAGGUCCAAGAGGAGUCCACCGACGGUCCUCCUGCUGGUCCGAGCUCCAGCCCGACUGUAAAGACCUGGAGACGUCGAGCAAGAGACUCGAACCCAGACACCCCCUCCUCUCUAACACCUCCUCCAUCACCUCCAACCACCUCCCCCACACCCCCCAUACCCCCUCAAACCUCCAUCUCCUCCUCAUCCAGAAGACCUCUGGAGGAAGAUCACCGUCCCACAUCCAAACCUCCUCUGGCUCCAAAGCCUAGAAUCACCUCCACUGAGCGGAGGCUUGGACGUAGCUCUGAGCCCCUCAACCAAUGGGAGAAGCCCACUACACCACCUGACUCACCUCUACCAAUCAGAGCGCAGGUUGCUCCCACUGAACCGUCGCCUCAAACUGACACAGGAAGUCAAACCCCCCCCGAAGCACCGACGCCUUCGCCGAGAACACGACUCACCCGCCUGGAGUCAGCAGCUUCUCCCGACUCGCUAGCUCCACCUACUGACAGACAGAGGACACCACCUGAAACCACGACUGCUGAACCAAUCACAGAGGAGCUCACUCCUCCAGCGAGGGAGCGACCUCCUUCUCCUCCACAGCAUCAGGAUCAGUCAGAAGGUUUCCCAGAGGACCGUCCCACAGCCGAGGUGACGGCGGAGCAGCCAAUCAGAAUGGAGGGGCUGCUGGAGAUCAAGCUGAAACAAGCAGGAAACAAGGGGGUGGAGCACUGGGAGGAGGUGUGUGCUGCUCUGGAGGGAGAAACGCUCUCUCUGUUUAAAGAUGGAGCAGCUGCUGCACAGAGGACCUCUAGGUGGCCUCCUAUCAACAUGGUGGGAGCCGUUUGCAAGGAGAACCCGUUCUACCGGAGGAAGGAGAACACCUUCAAAGUGAUACUGGAGGAUGGGACUCAGUACCUGUUUGCAGCGUCCAGCCGAGAGCUUCAGCUGCUGUGGGUGAGGAAGCUCCAGAACCGUCCUGAGUGUUCCAACAGCGACUCCGACGACUCAGGGAGGGCGUCGUCCGUCAACCUGAGUCUGGAGAAGUUGAGCGAGACCCCGGAGGACUCGUCCAGCCCAGUGGACCGGAGCGGGGACCGCCUGGAGAGACAGUCGUCCACAGAGGGCCCCGCUCCUCCCAAACCCCCCCACACCUACUACGACAAGCACCGCUACCCCACGGGGGGGGAGGUCAGCGCCACAGGUUUACAGAGUCGUAACAACCAGCCUCCUUCAGCACCUCCUCCUGCUCCCCCCGACCACCAGGACUCCUCCUCUUUGUCCCCCCAGGUGAUGGAGGACAACUUGACCAAAGACAAGUCGAGGAGGAGCGUCUUCAGGAAGCUCUUCACCAAGAAAUAGUUUUUACUGUCGCAAAGUGCUUUUAUUCAACAGCCUCACAAAGUGCUUUCAAAACCCUGAAGAGUGAUAACGAACCCAAUAUGUGAAUAUUAAUACACUAUAAUAAUAUUCAUAUAUUAUCUAAUAUAAAAUCCAUUUAAAAAACAAGUCUAAUUUUAACUGUAUUACUGAAAACUCUUCUAGAUGUUUCACCAAAAUCAAAUCUGAACGUCUCAAACAUCCUGAAGGAACCUGAGUGAAGAAUGUGAUUCUACUUUAAUCCUGAAGAAUUAAUUUGAGGGAGAAACGAGGUCAGACGUUAAUAAACCAGUGAGAUGAUGAUUCUUCUGCUCGUAGAUUAAAUCAUUCACAGAAAACCAAACUGAUUCUCAACAUGUCGGAGCAGAAAAGGAUUUUUAAGAAGUGAUUUUUUAGAAGAUGAACUUUGAUGAUUCAGUGUUUUUUUUUAUGAAUUCCAUUUACUUAUUAAUGAGCAAUAAAUCCAAACAUCUUCAGACUCAUCUUCUCUCCAUUCAUCCAUCAAUAAGUGAAUCAUUAAGAUAAUGAGUCGGAUUAAGACUUUGACAGAAAUGAAAGUCAAUUGAAGUGUUUGAGACUCAUUCACACAAACCGGCUCCACUUUCUGAUUCAUAAACAUCUUAAAUAUCUAACUUCAUUAGUCUGGGUCUGUUUCUACAGGACAAAGUUAUUUAUAUUUACUUCUACUUCGUUGAUUACUUUGAGAAUUAUGUUUACAAU
Messenger RNA from Pleuronectes platessa (European plaice), 13065 nucleotides. RefSeq names its product spectrin, beta, non-erythrocytic 5 (gene sptbn5). Gene Ontology annotation, molecular function: actin filament binding. Gene Ontology annotation, biological process: actin cytoskeleton organization. The transcript has 78 exons. The record is from RefSeq and is a predicted model, not a curated record. Gene Ontology annotation, cellular component: cell projection; plasma membrane; cortical actin cytoskeleton. NCBI's taxonomy places the organism in Eukaryota, Metazoa, Chordata, Actinopteri, Pleuronectiformes, Pleuronectidae. Bases 1 to 12327 code for a protein of 4108 amino acids.